AUGACCACAAAUGUGACCACUGCCGUCGUCGGCACGGCCGCCGCAGCAGCCGCCAGACGCGGAAGGCAGCUCGACCCUCUGACUGCGGGACUCAAGGAACUCACCUUCCGCGAACUGGCCGCUGCCGCGGAGACUUUGGCCAAGACAAAGGUCACAGACGGCAACUUAUGGAGCAGGCUUUGCGACCGGCUCAAACCGGAGCUCAAAAGCGUCCACCUAGGGGACGCAUUGCGCGUGGUACAUGCACUGGCCAAAGUGCCGUACAAAAAGGUGCGUUGUGCGCAUUACUCUGUGACUCCUUUGCAGAUAUCGUUGAUGAACGUAGUUGAGAAGAUAGUGCUACAGCGACAUCAUGCUGUUGGUUCCAGAGCCAUUACGCAAUACUUCAUCGACGCGACGCGGCUGCAGUACAUAGAGCCGAAUACGUUUCAGGCGGUUGUGCACUCGAGGAUUGACGACCUCGAUGAGUUCUCCGCCUUCGACCUUUGCUUCCUGCUGCACGUUGCGGCUAAGCUGAGGCUCGCGGACAGCGCUAUAAUCGAUAAAGUAUCGCAGGAAAUAUUGACCAACGACGACAAAUAUGAUAUCGUCUGCAAGGAUAAGGCGCUCGUGGCGAUGCUGAUACGGUCCCUGGCCUUCCUGCAGCACCGGAACGAACUCUUCCAAAAGCUCGUGUACACGCGUCUUCCGGGUUAUGUAUAUGUCUUGGGACCUCAGGAGAUGUGCAACGUCAUUUUCUCCCUAGUGGUGGCGCUUCAGGACGAGGAAUAUGGACCUGAAGUCACGAAUAUAGUGAAAGUGCUGCUCGACCGAGUUGCCACACACCUGCAUGAGCUUGUGGACAUUGAGGUCAACCAGCUGUGCAUUAGCCUGUUCAACCUCAAGCACAAGCUCAGGCCCUUCGAUGACAAGUAUCAGGCGCUGCUGGACAAUAUCGUCACGCUCAACAUGAACUUCCCGCCGAGCACCUCAAAAAUGCAAUACAAAAUAGCUAGGCUGCUUGAUGACCUGAAGGUCAAGCACAAGUCUGAGCAGAGGAUCGGGCCCUACGUUAUGGACUACAUACUACCGCAGCUAAAGGUUGCGAUAGAGGUCAACGGGUAUUCGCAUUUCUACCACCAGACGAAGGAUUUCCACUCGGUCACAAGGCUGAAGUACCAGAUUGUCAGGUCACUAGGCUGGAAGGUGCUCAGCGUCAACUACUUCGACUGGAAGAACCGUUCCAGACAGAUUGCAAGUGAACAUGCCGCCGGCCUUGCUGCCGGAGGCGUUCACACGAACGACUGCGUCGUUGCCGCUCUCCUCAACGCUCCAAUCGCUGCGGUACUUUAUGUUGUCGCCAAUCAACUCGACAACUGCCUUAUUGUGCCUGAGAACUGUGCGGUGGUGGCAAUGAAGGUUAGAAUUACCUUAUCUCGGCAACGGCAGCGCGGACGCUACUGGGAACGUAGAGACUCUCGUACAACAAAUAGCCCGAAGCAGCUGUUGCUAACGUCGCAGAGGCACCUAGAAGUGUGA
Molecule: messenger RNA, 1518 nt
Organism: Babesia ovata
Lineage: Eukaryota; Apicomplexa; Aconoidasida; Piroplasmida; Babesiidae
Exons: 6
Coding region: 1-1518 (505 amino acids)
Source: RefSeq, a predicted model, not a curated record